Molecule: messenger RNA, 739 nt
Organism: Strongylus vulgaris
Lineage: Eukaryota; Metazoa; Nematoda; Chromadorea; Rhabditida; Strongylidae
Source: the annotation of a GenBank genome assembly
GUUUCUUUGAACAAUUAAAUAAUCCUUACAGUGGUCGUGAUCUAAUUACGAAUAUGCGUUCAAUCCUCACUGACGAUGAGAUUGAACCCUAUGUUCGAAAACAAAGAUCCGAUAGCGAACCUCGACGUAGACUAUUGGCGCUAAAUGAAGAGGAGCAAAACAUUAUGCGGACAUCAAUUAAUUCACGAGAGCGAAAACGGAUGCACGACUUGAACGAAGCUUUGGAAGAGUUGCGUAGUUGUUUGCCAUAUUCUCAGGAUGCAUCGUCUAGAAAAAUGAGCAAAAUUAACACUUUGCUACUCGCUAGCAACUGGAUCCGCCAAUUGACAAUUCGAAAUCAUGAGCUGCAGAAACAACUAUCGGCUCUUCGAGGUGGAGAGCAAGUCAUCACACCAAUCCCAUCUUCAGCUACUUUUACCAUCACUCCUCCCCCGUUAGCAUUUGGCAUCGGUCCAACCCCAUGUGUGAAAGCAUUCGGUCAGAAUUGUUUUUGUAUCACAUGUUUAACUGGUGCUAGGCAUGAGAUUCGCCAGUUGACAAUUCGAAAUCACGAGCUGCAGAAGCAAUUGUCGGCUCUACGAGGUGGGGAGCAAGUCAUCACACCAAUUCCAUCCUCAGCUACUUUUACCAUCACUCCUCCCCCUUUAGCAUUUGGCAUUGGUCCAACUCCUUGUGUGAAAGCAUUCGGUCAAAAUUGUUUUUGUAUCACAUGUUUAACUGGUGCUAGGCAUGAGUAAUU